This is a messenger RNA of Huiozyma naganishii CBS 8797, 1584 nucleotides long. It is a transcript of the gene MTG2, whose product is annotated as putative GTPase MTG2. The transcript has a single exon. Lineage: Eukaryota; Fungi; Ascomycota; Saccharomycetes; Saccharomycetales; Saccharomycetaceae. The record is from RefSeq and is a predicted model, not a curated record. Gene Ontology annotation, cellular component: mitochondrion. Gene Ontology annotation, molecular function: magnesium ion binding; GTP binding; GTPase activity. The coding region runs from base 1 to 1584 and encodes 527 amino acids.
AUGUUGCUUCGAUCUCCACAAAACGCACUACCACGAUGCUGCACUCGCAUCUGCAGUAACCUAUAUUCAACUAUUCCUGAUAACAGCCCGAGUCUCGACGAAAAUGAAGGUUGGUUGAACAGUUUAGCAGGGUCUUCAUCAAUAGUUCCCGAAUUGCCAUCAACGAUGUCCGAUUCCCACAAGGGGAAGCGAUUUGACUACGAGCUGAUAUCUAAAGUGCGUGAUAGGUUUCAUAUUAAGGCGCCCCUGGUCAACUUCACCUCUGUCAAUUACCUCAAACGGUUCAACAACCACAUCCAUCAUCAAACGCAGAAUAACUUCAUCGAUCUACGAAUCAUUCAAUGCAAAAGUGGGAGGGGUGGGAAUGGCGCCAUAUCAUUCCACCGGGACGCUAAUCGACGGGUGGGGCCCCCGAACGGCGGUGAUGGAGGGCAAGGUGGCAGCGUAUACGUGCAAGCCGUGGAGGGAAUGAACUCUCUGGCGAAACUGAAGGCCAAGUAUACUGCCGGUGAGGGUUCCGAUGGUGGGUCGGACCAGUUGGACGGGGCCUCCGGUAAAGACCUCCUAAUUAAAGUGCCUAUAGGUACUACGGUUCGGUGGUGCUUAAAUCCAAAGGAGGUAAGGGAUAUUGUAGGGCGGGAAAUGGGGAAAGAUCUGAGCAAGAGUUUGAAAGAAGUUUUGGACACGGUUCAAGUUCCAGUUCAAUGUGACGCGCAAGAACAGAUCCUAUUGCACAGAGAGGACUACGAACCGGGGAAAGGCUGGAUUUUCAAGGACAAGACGGAGGAGUACCAUAAACAGAAGCAAUGGUUCACCGAAUUCAACGAGAAGAUGAUGCAAUACGACAAGGAAGUGAAAAGAGAGGAGUUCUUUCAAGACCACUUCCCUUUGUUUGGAAUCGAUCUUGACAAUAUAACCGAGAAACCGAUCAGAAUACUGAAGGGCGGCCACGGCGGAUUGGGAAACAUGCACUUCCUCACCAGUAUGAUCAGAAACCCACGGUUUGCAAAGCAGGGCAGGUCAGGUAUAGAGGCGCAUUUUUUGUUUGAACUGAAAGUCAUCGCGGACCUUGGGCUCGUCGGGUUACCCAACGCUGGGAAGUCGACCAUUCUAAACUGCAUCUCCAAUGCCAAACCGGAGAUCGGCCACUGGGAAUUUACCACCCUCGUACCCACCAUCGGAACAGUCAUGAGAAAUGCACAUACAGGAGACAGUUUUACCGUUGCAGACAUCCCAGGAAUUGUCAAAGACGCACGGCUGGAUAGAGGCAUGGGACUUGAAUUUUUGAAGCACAUUGAAAGGUCCAAGGGCUGGAUCUUUGUCGUCUCCCUUGAAAACACGGACCCUGUCCAGGACCUAUUAACCCUGAUCGGAGAAGUCGGUGGCCUGGAGAAAGUGAAUCAAAAGAAAAUUCUCGUUGUAGGAAACAAGGCAGAUACGGACCCAAAUACAAACUCGACACAACAGAAGUUUCUCUCAUUGCAAGAGUUCUGCCUACAAAACGAAUGGGACAGCAUCCCAAUCAGCGCACUGAAAAAACAUAAUAUCGAGCUGCUCGUGCAGAAGAUGGAGCAAUUGGCCUGA